Molecule: messenger RNA, 3916 nt
Organism: Ictalurus punctatus (channel catfish)
Lineage: Eukaryota; Metazoa; Chordata; Actinopteri; Siluriformes; Ictaluridae
Gene: fnbp1b
Product: formin-binding protein 1
Exons: 18
Coding region: 849-2780 (643 amino acids)
Biological process (GO): signal transduction
Molecular function (GO): protein binding
Source: RefSeq, a predicted model, not a curated record
GAGGGACUAAGUCCAUGUUAAUGCCAUUCCUUUGGAAUAGGAUGUUCAACAAGCGCACAUAGGGGUCAUGGUCAGGUGUCCACAUACUUUUGGCCAUAUAGUGUAUCUAUGUGAACAUAGAUGGUACAGAUAAUAACAACUGGCAUGAGCUAACAUUGUCUACUUGAGUAUUAUUUUUGCAUUGUGGCACUCUCUGCUGGGAAAACUUGGACUCGGUGGACGUCUUCGUUUACACACAGCGAAUACACGUACAUUGUUUUGAUCUUUAGCAUUUUAGCAUGAUGUGUCUUAAAUCAACUUUAAGUCUCAUUCUAUCGGUAAUGACUGCAGGAGAUCCAUCAGAGAUGGUAAAGUUCCCUUUUCUAAUAGGUAUGUGACCAUGCUGGGGCAUGAACGGGUAUUGUUUUGUGGUGUUCAGAAUCAGGAAAUAAGACAAUUAAACAGCACUUCAUGAAACAGUAGAUAACCUUUCAUAGUGUAUUGCACUUCGGUGUGUGUGUGUGUGUGUGUGUGUGUGUGUGUGUGUGUGUGUGUGACUGGGAGAGAACCUUAAGUGAGAAUUAGAUCUGAAAGUGGGAAUGGGAAAAACCAACACACACACACACACACACACACACACACACACACACACACACACACAAACACACACUCACACUCACACACACACUUACAGAUACUGCCAAGUGAGUGGAGCGUUGCACAGAGAAGGACAGAUCUCAGCUGUCAGUGUGUGUCUUGUCUGACCGUGUCUACUACUGUACAGUCUGUACACUGUAAAAAAAAAAAAAGAAGAAGAAGAACAAGAAGUGUAGCGUCAACGAUAUAUAACAGUUUAAUUUUCACCUGACAUGGAUUACGGAAAACCGGAGACGCUAAUUAAAGAACUACAGCUGAAGGAUCAGUUUGAUAACUUGGAGAAGCACACUCAGUGGGGUAUAGAUUUUGUGGAGCGCUACACCAAAUUUGUCAAAGAGCGAUCCGAAAUCGAGCUCAGCUAUGCAAAGCAGAUCAGAAAUUUGUCUAAGAAGUACCAACCCAAGAAGAAUGCCAGGGAAGAAGAAGAGAGCAAAUACACCUGGUGCCGUGCAUUUCUGGCGUCUCUGAACGAGCUGAAUGACUACGCCGGCCAGCACGAGCUCAUCGCCGAGAACAUGACAUCACAGAUCAUCACUGAGCUCACGCGAUACUCACAGGACCUCAAAGCAGAGAGAAAAUCGCAUUUCCACGAUGGACGGAAAGCUCAACAGCAUAUUGAGAACAGCUGGAAACAGCUGGAACUGUGUAAGAGGAAUUUUGAGAGAGCCUGUAAAGAGGCAGAUCGAGCACAGCAGUACUUUGAGAAAAUGGAUGCUGACAUCAAUGUGACGAAAGCAGAUGUUGAGAAGGCCAGACAGCAGGCGCAGUUUAGACACCAGCUGGCAGCUGACAGUAAGAAUGAAUAUUCCAACUACCUGCAGAAAUUUAACCAGGAACAGACGGAACAUUACCACACACUCAUCCCUAAUAUCUUUCAGAAACUCCAGGACAUGGAGGAGAGGAGGAUUGAGAGAGUGGGGGACUCCAUGAAGACCUUUGCUGAGCUGGAUCGAGAGAUUCUGCCCAUUGUAGGGAAAUGCAUUGAUGGUAUAACCAGAGCGGCUGAGAGCAUAGAGGCGAAGACUGACUCCGCACAGGUGGUGGAGUCGUAUAAAUCAGGGUUCGAGCCACCCGGUGACGUGGAGUUUGAAGACUACGGUCAGGCAAUGAAGAGGACCGUUUCGGAGACCAGCCUGACCAACUCGCGCCCUGAUAUUAAGCCCGAAAAACCCAGCAAGAGCAAGACCAAACUCUGGCCGUUCAAGAAGAACAAGCUUAUGUCCCUAUUAACACCCCCUGACCCACGCCCACCCCCUUCAGAGCCCCCCUCACCUUCUACUGUGACCCUUGACCCCUGCCCCGCCCCUCAGAGCCCUAAACCACCCAAGGAGGCCCUCUCACACCGCUUCAAUGAUAUCAUCACAUCCAAGCCUAAAAUUCACUGCCUUCGGAGCCUGCGUCGUGGGCUCUCUCUCAAGCUGAUCUCACUCAAUGCCCACGUGCGGAACCUUAUUGAGGGUGCAACUCCAGAGGAUUUCAGUCACUUGCCCCCGGAACAGAGGAGGAAGAAACUACAAGCGAAGAUCGACGACAUUAAUAAAGACAUACAGAAAGAGUUGGACCAGAAAGAUGCAUUGACUAAAAUGAAGGAUGUGUAUGUGAAGAACCCCCAGAUGGGGGAUCCAAGCAGCGUGGAUCCACGACUUGCAGAGAUCGGCCUUCACAUCGAUAAACUACAGGCUGAGCUGCAGAAGUUUGAGGGCUGGCUCGCAGAAGUAGAGGGCAGAAUGCCGGUGAGAAGUGAAUCGACUCAGAGACAAAGUGUUGUGUAUGAAACUCAAAACAGUACAACAACAGCAAACAACAACUGUGCGCAGGACCGUGAAAGCAGUCCAGAUGGUAGCUACACUGAGGAACAGAGCUCUGAACAAAGGGUGACAAAGGUUCAGACUGAUCCGGAGUUUGAUGAGUUUGAUGAUGCUGAGGAAGAAAUGCUGCCUACCAUCGGAACCUGCAAAGCACUCUAUCCGUUUGAAGGUAACAAUGAGGGCACGCUGGCAUUAGCAGAAGGAGAGGUGCUUUUUGUGAUCGAGGAGGAUAAAGGAGAUGGCUGGACGCGUGUCCGGAGGAACGAGGAAGAGGAGGGCUACGUUCCAUCGUCCUACAUCGAGGUCUUCCUCGACUCCAAUGCCAAAGAUUCCUAACUGAGAGAAGAGGGCACAUGGCAAGUGACUGCAAAUAUAGGAAAACACCACUCUUCAGCAAAAAGGAGAGAGUGAAACGACGGCGAUGAUGAUGAUGAUGAAGAUGAAGAUGAUGGACAAAUUAAGUUGGAAGAAAAAGAUGCACAGGGGACUGAGGAGUCUCUACUGCAGACAGUAACUGAAACAUGCCCAUGCAACCAAUCAGAGAUAAUAAUAAUCAAAAAUAAUAAUCUGACCCUCAUUUAGGCCACAUGUAAAACUAUUGCUUCUUUGCUAUGCAUCUUACUAGCACCGUAAUUGUAAUUCAGUUCAACAUGACCUUGCAUUCAUUUCCGUCUACUGAGACGGAGCGAUAUAGCAUAAACUACACAUGGGCACAGAUAACACAGCUCUGAUAACAUUACCCUCGUCCAGUCGAUCCGUAUGACACUUAACCACUCUUUCCAAGCCUUUCAUUUCAGUGUCGUUCAACAUGUGACCGGUUUACCUUCAAACAUUUGAUUUUUUUUUCCAAAUAUCACACCGUUAACAAGAGGGUAUGUGUCUGUAGGAUUGGACAAAUAGGCCUAUGCUAUAUAUUCUAUAUGCAGUUUGAGUUUUUGUGUUUUUACAAUCAGGCCCUCUAGGGAAAUCUCAUACUGGCUUAUUUGCACCAAUGUAUUGCACCAACAGAUUUAUAUUGUGUUUCUUUCUAGAGUAUUUUUUAUAACAAGCACUGUAUUCUGUUGCUUCUUUAGCCAGUGUGUAGCAAUUAGGGGUUGCAUAGAUUAGUCAAUUAAUACGCUCAUAAGACGCAGUGGGGACGUCAGGGCAGGAGAGUGUAGAAAAAAGAAAAAGAAAAAAAAAAAGUAAGGCAGAGAGUAAAGAAAGCAGGCUAAAUAUAUGUCAUUGGUCUAAAAAAAAAAAAAAAAAAAAAAAAAGUCUAGACAAAUCCAAGUCUUUAGUCCAAUUGUCCAUUGUGUAAAACUAUGCUUUUCUAGAACAUUAUGACUUUCAUAUUACUUUUAUCGUUAAAAGUUAAAAGGUGUGCGUGGGACUGUUUUUUAUUAUUUUUUUUAUCCUACUCACCCAGUUAUUUUUUGUUGUCCUUUUAAAGCUAAAUAAAGAUGAAAUAAAAUCCCUGCUCUUUGGCAUCA